AAUCCCCCAAAUUCUACACUCACCGGUCACCACCUUCUAUUUUCCAGCGAACCAAACAGAACUAAAAAAUCUCAAAUUUUCCAUCACUUUCCCGGAACAUGUCAGCCGGACUCGGAAAAUGCAGCAAGAUCCGCCACAUUGUGCGGCUCCGCCAGUUGCUGCGGCGGUGGCGCAGCAAGGCCUGCACGUCCGCCAAGCUCAUACCCUCCGAUGUUCCCGCGGGACACGUGGCCGUCUGCGUGGGCACCAGCUGCACCAGAUUCGUGGUGCCGGCGUCGUACCUGAACCACCCCGUCUUCAAGAAGCUCUUAGUGCAAGCCGAGGAGGAGUACGGCUUCUCGAACAGCGGUCCGCUCGCGAUCCCCUGUGACGAGUCGCAGUUCGAGGAGGUGCUUCGGUUCAUUUCCCGGUCCGAGUCGGGUAACUCGACCCGGUUAGUCAACAUAGACGACUUCCAGAGAUGCUGCCACGUCGGCGUCCGGAGUAACCUCGAUUUGUGGGCCGAUUCUCGACCGUUGCUUCGUGGACUUUCCGAGAAGACAAUUUGGUAAACUUACCGGAAACCGGCUGUUAGUCGGUUUUUUUUUUUUUAUGGUUUCUGAAAAAUAAAGACAUACACGAAGACGCUCCAGUUCUCUCACUCGCCCGGGUGUGGCUCAGUCCGAGUCGUCUCGCUCCAAAGCCAUCGAUUGAACAGAGUAAAACGCUAAGCGACCGAGUUCAAGUGUAAAGUCGGCUCGGAUGAGUUAACCCAGUUCGGGUUGGGUGCUCUUUUACAUUUCCCUUUUGUUUGUUUUUUACCGUGGAAAUUAUGUGAUUAUUGGGGGCACUGGAUAGCAAGCUACUGAGCCGAGUGGCCGAGUUACGAAUGCAUGAAGCUCCGAAGAAUGAAAUGGAGAUGGCAAAUGAGUGGGUGAGUCAAUCCACCGAGUCGUCCCGGGUUCGACUAGGAGUGGAGGCAGAGUCUGUGAUUAAAUUUUUGGAGCUGAAGCGAGCUGCUGAGGAGAAAGAUGAUGGACAGAGUAAAAUUACUGAUAGUUUCCCAAAAACAAAAAAAAGAGUAAAAUUACUGAUUUGGGUCUUUAUUUUUCUUGUAAAUUCUGUGAUUUAUUGAUUAAUUAACGCGAUCAUAAUACAGAUUAGUACCUUCUUUGACAA
Messenger RNA from Pyrus x bretschneideri (Chinese white pear), 1158 nucleotides. Its product is annotated as auxin-responsive protein SAUR50. Bases 99 to 551 code for a protein of 150 amino acids. NCBI's taxonomy places the organism in Eukaryota, Viridiplantae, Streptophyta, Magnoliopsida, Rosales, Rosaceae. The transcript has a single exon. The record is from RefSeq and is a predicted model, not a curated record. Gene Ontology annotation, biological process: response to auxin.